Messenger RNA from Drosophila biarmipes, 1239 nucleotides. RefSeq lists its product as uncharacterized. The record is from RefSeq and is a predicted model, not a curated record. Lineage: Eukaryota; Metazoa; Arthropoda; Insecta; Diptera; Drosophilidae. The transcript has 2 exons. The coding region runs from base 45 to 1001 and encodes 318 amino acids.
CCGAGAGAAGGCACACAGCGGUGAACGUCCAUUGGAGAAGCACCAUGAGAACCCAACUGAUUUUCGUAACAAUCUGCAUUUACCUCUGUGCUGCUUCAGCGGAGGAUCUGGACGUAACUCCCGAGAUCCGUAGUGAGUUGAAGGAGCUUAUCAAGGGGACUGAGGAGUUGAACAUUGGUUUGGAAAAUGUGAAGAACGUGCAGAAGGGCAUCGAGGAGAAGUUCAAGCAUCAGCGGGAUGAGAUCGAGCUCAUUGCCGAACUGGAGGUUGCGCUGGCUAAACUGGAUGCAAAGGUCCAAGGCAGCUUUGAGGCCACUUCCUCUGGAGUGGGAAACUUGACAGCCAUUGUCAAGGCAAUCCAGAGCCAAAAUGAACAGUCCAUUCAGAACCUCACCAAAGUGGAGCUGGCCAUCCGGUGUGCCCUGGGACAAGUGGGUGUCAGCCAGAACAAAUACGAGCAGGAUCUGGAUGCGGUGGCUCUGUCCGUCAACUCGAAUCUGGCGGAGAUUCAACAGCUUAUAUCGCAGGGCAUCAUUGGUGAUCUCAUCGGCUUGGAUAACAAGGCAAAGAUUCUUCAAGAACAGCAGCUCAAUAUCAUUGGUCAAGUUGGAUAUCUGGGAGAGCUAAAUGUCCUGGCGGAUCGCGCCAAUCGCAAGGUGAAUCAAUUGGAGUAUGGACUAGUACUACUCAAUCGCACACAGUCUGAGAGCCUCAAUGCCAUCGAGAACACUGUCCAUGGCGUACAGGUGGCCACCUCCCAGAUCGAUCAUAAGCUCGGAGCUCUGCUGGACAACCAGAAGAGCAUUGAAAAGACAUUGGAGAGCUGCAAGCGUAAAAGUCCCCCAAAGCAAAAGCCUCACGAAGUAUGGACCCAUCCGGAGUACGCUCCCAACUACGAAUCCAAACCAGAGGAGAAACCAGCUUAUGAGAGCAGCUAUGCCUCCGAAGAAGAGGCUGAAUACCUUUACAAGCUCUGGUAUGGCAAGGGCCGGCAGGAAUGAAAGACAUGAUCACAUCGUACACCAAUCCUAGGAAAAUUGUUUUAGCCCCUUCCUGAAACUUAAUUUUGACAUUCUUAAGUAUUUCUUAAUGUUUAGUAAAACUGACAAAAUGCUUUAAAUAAGCAAAUUUUUUAGUAAUGCUAUUCUACGAAAUAGAAAACAACAUAUUUCACUUACAGCUUUUCAAAGUUCUUGGUCAGACCAAACAUUAAAACUAGAUAAAUGCACAAUUUUGAAA